Molecule: messenger RNA, 2523 nt
Organism: Cherax quadricarinatus
Lineage: Eukaryota; Metazoa; Arthropoda; Malacostraca; Decapoda; Parastacidae
Source: RefSeq, a predicted model, not a curated record
UGACAACCUGACAACAGUGACCCAACACAACAGUGACAACUUGACAACAGUGACCCAAGACUGCAGUGACAACCUGACAACAGUGACAACUUGAAAACAGUGACCCAAGACUGCAGUGACAACCUGACAACAGUGACCCAACACAACAGUGACAACUUGACAACAGUGACCCAACACAGCAGUGACAACUUGACAACAGUGGCCCAACACAGCAAUGACAACCUGACAACAGUGACCCAGCACAGCAGUGACAACCUGACAACAGUGGCCCAAGACUGCAGUGACAGCCUGACAACAGUGACGCAACACAGCAGUGACAACCUGACAACAGUGGCCCAAGACUGCAGUGACAACCUGACAACAGUGGCCCAAGACUGCAGCGACAACCUGACAACAGUGACCCAACACAGCAGUGACAACCUGACAAGUGACCCAGCACAGCAGUGACCCAACACAGCAGUGACCAACACAGCAGUGACAACAGUGACCCAACACAGCAGUGACAACCUGACAACAGUGACCCAACACAGCACCAGUGAAGUCACUUACACCUCGUCCGAUCAUAUGUUGCCUAGUUAGUAUAUUUGUCUCGAGAACUGGAAAAAAAAAUACGCCAUUAGUGCAUUACUGGUGCUUGCAAAAGUUCAACAAGAGUGUAUCACCAGCAAGAAAGUUUGUGUUGAGAACGAGUGUGGAUAAACUAUAGUGAAGAAGCCAGAGUAUCGUACAGUACAAGUCUUAUACAACCAUUGACUCACAGCAAACAUGAAAUAUCUUUCUAAAUGUCUUCUCGUUUUAUGGGUGUCGGCGACGGCUGCCCAGGACUAUCAGGUGGCAGAUAUAAAGUGUGACUUCGGUGACGAGGCAGUGGGCGAGGAAGCAGGGCUGGUAGGAAGCAAAAGCCAAAGGCUCUCUGCUAAACUGAUGAAGCCAGCGGGGUUCAGAGGACACCCGCUCUUCGCUGACGACAAGAGAGCUGAUCCCUUCAGUGACCAGAAGUGUCAGAUACGUCAGGACUCGAGGGAGACAUCAGGUCUGGUCUACAACCUGCUGGUGACGGACCUCUCCAGGUGUGGCGUCGUCAAGAAAGACGGGUACGUGACACUGCGAGUGUGGUUCCCUCAGCUGGAAGGUGUUGUCUUGGCUACUGACCAGGAGGUGAUCAUCAUGUGUAAGCCAGCCUCACCCACCAUCAUAGAGAACAGAGCAGCUGGCUUUGCUGGAGCACUGCCAUCAACGGGGCGAGUAUCAGGAGUGGUGGAAGAGUCUCCUGGUCGCCUCGAAUAUGAAGUGGCACUGUACAGGGAGAUGAACGCUCGCUCUGGCAGUAGUCACACCCCUGUCGACCAAGCUGUUCCUAUUGGCUCCCGACUACAAUUGAGGGCCAGGAUUAACACCCACUCAAGAUGGAAGUAUGUAAAGUUGAUGGAGGUGACGGUGUCCAGUGACCCUACAGCCCCUUAUGCCCCUGGUCACGUGGCCCUGGUGAAGGACGGAUGUCGACUACCAGAUUUCUCAUCAAUUGUACCACAGCAGCCACAUCGUGUGGAGGACCAAACGGGUGAAGUACGACUCGACUUUGAGGCCUUUAUGCUAGACUCCAAGUUGGCAGGAUCGACACAGCUAUGGAUCCACGCUACAGUUAAGGCCUGCAUCGAUUCUCGAGAUUGCCUUCCUGAGUUCUGUCUAGACUUGUUCCAGCCCUCGGGUCAUGGGAAAAGACGAAGGCGAAAAACAAGACAUUAUGCAGAGGGACUCAUAGAAGUGUCUGAGGGACACAAUGUUUCGCUCUCCACCCUACUGCCCAGCAGGACAACCUCUCUUGCUGAGGGACUGCAAAACUUUGACUCUUCCAAGGUGAAUGACCAGUCUGCAGAUGAGAACACGACAUUACAUCAUACCAAGCCUGUUGAUGAGAACACCACAUUACAUCGUAUCAAAGCUGCAAAUGAGAGCACCACAUUACAUCAUCAUGCCAAAUCUGUAAAUGAGAGCACUGAAUUACAACCGCUUCCGCUGCCCGAGUCAUUGACCCAUUCAGAGCCAGUGGUAUCAUCACCGGCCCCUAAUGGCCCAUCACAGGCCCCUGAUGGCCCUUCCACAAGUAUAGGAGAUAACAUAGGCAUCACUGUCAUCAUGCCCGAAGGUAGAGUAAUGUUUUAAUCAUAUUUGCACUUCAGCGUUUUCACAUAUAAAAAUUAUCAGUUACAGUGAUUGCCAUUUGGUAAAUAUUAUUUGAAAUAUCAACUUUAUAUACGUAAUGAUAUUUAUAUAUACAGUGGACCCCCGCAUAACGAUGGCAUCGCAUAGCGAUUUUUCCGCAUAACGAUUACUUUUAUCGCAAAAUUUUUGCCGCGCAUACCGAUUAAAAACCCGCAUACCGAUUUUCGUCCGAGACGCGUCCAAUGUGCCCUCACAUAUGCCGGCCGUCCCAUUGUUUACCAGCCAGCCUCCGCGGUAACAUCCAAGCAUACACUCGGAAUAUUUCGUAUUAUUACAGUUGUUUCGGUGCUGUUUCUGGAA